Messenger RNA from Bradysia coprophila, 1065 nucleotides. RefSeq lists its product as uncharacterized. The record is from RefSeq and is a predicted model, not a curated record. Lineage: Eukaryota; Metazoa; Arthropoda; Insecta; Diptera; Sciaridae.
GGCGGGAAACUGUGGAACGGGCAUAUUCAAUCAAGAAUUCACAUCGACAAUGAGUGUCUUGCAAGUUCUGCUUAAUUUGAGUGUUGUUUGUAGUACAUCAGCGGCUGAUUCCUUAGCUGUAGUGUUCAAGCAACCCAACGAUUUGUCGACGAACUAUGCUAGACAGAAAUACUGUGACCAAUUGCUAGCAUCAAAGUCAGAAGUUCGACUGUCCGCUAGUGAUGACGUUGUUGAUACUAUUGAUUUGGGGAUAGUCAAAAAAGAUCCUUGCGCACAAUUCGACGUCGGAAUGACAUGGUCAUACGUCGGUCAAAUAUAUGGGUUACAUUGCAUCCACACAGCGGAACCUUCAGAUCCACAUACUUGGGAGGACAACAAUCUUUGCUUCAAACAUAACUAUGGAAUAAAAUGGUCGUAUGCUGGGCCCAUUUACGGCAUGAAAUGUACCCAAGUGGUGGAACCGUCUGACCCACAUACGUGGAACGACAAUUACAUUUGCGUACCGCCGACAUCCACUUUUGAAUUUGCUUGGUCAUACACUGGACCCAUCGCGCAUGCUUGUUGCGUUCAAAUGCUCGAGCCGUCCGAUCCACAUACAUGGUCCGACAAUUACAUUUGCCUGAAAAAUUCCGUGCCCCUAUGCGACAUUUGCACACCUUUCAACAUCGGAUUGCAAUGGUCGUCAGCCGGUCCCAUUACAUCCAAACAUUGCGUCCAAAUCGUGGAACCAUCGGAUCCACAUACUUGGGGGGAUAAUUAUCUUUGUUUCAACAAAGACUAUGGCGUACGUUGGUCAUUUGCUGGUCCAAUUACCGGCAUGAAAUGCACUCAAACGACCGAACCUUCUGAUCCGCAUACAUGGGGUGACAAUUACAUCUGCGUUCCAGAGACGUCCACAUUCGAAUUCGUCUGGUCAUACGCUGGUCCCAUCAAACACAUGUGUUGCUAUCAAAUUUUGGAACUAGCCGAUCCGAAUACAUGGAAUGAUAACUAUCUGUGUUUGGUGUCGGUGUGAUGUGUAUGACAAAGAAAAACGUUUGAAUAAAGCUGAGCCCUACACUUUCA